Messenger RNA from Scleropages formosus (Asian bonytongue), 4615 nucleotides. It is a transcript of the gene stag2b, whose product is annotated as STAG2 cohesin complex component b. Gene Ontology annotation, molecular function: chromatin binding. Gene Ontology annotation, cellular component: cohesin complex; chromatin; nucleus. Bases 422 to 4252 code for a protein of 1276 amino acids. Gene Ontology annotation, biological process: sister chromatid cohesion. The record is from RefSeq and is a predicted model, not a curated record. NCBI's taxonomy places the organism in Eukaryota, Metazoa, Chordata, Actinopteri, Osteoglossiformes, Osteoglossidae. The transcript has 34 exons.
UGCUUGUCGGAGGCUCGCCGCUCGCUGUGAGGGGAGGAAGUCUGGAAGGGGCAAAGGCGCGAUUACGCUCCGCCAGCUGGCCGCGAGUCCCUCAGUCACGGGGGACGUGGUGGUUUAUUUCUGUAAUAAAAAGGCGAAUAAUUAGAAUUGUUCCAGAAGUGGCGGCUCCCUGGGAGCUAUUAAUUUCAAUAAAGAAUCCAAAUUGUUGUGCCGCGACAGUGUCGGAAGCUUGUGAAGCGGUGAGAGGCGCGGAGUUGCAGGAACUCGGUCCAAGCCAAGGCAAGAUGGAGGACAGGAGGACGAGACGUUUCCUAAAAAUGGACUUCGGGCUGCGGUCUUCUGAAACGGGCCUCUUUGCUGGCAGGCAUAUGAAGAGUCAAAGUCCUUACUAAGUAGAAGUGGUACGGAAGAUGUUAAAGAAAUGAUAGCAGCACCAGAAUUGCAAACAGAUUUUCAUUUUCCUCAGGAAACUGACACACACUUCUCCUCCGACACUGACUUUGAAGAGCCCGAUGGGAAGAAUGCAAACCCUGGAAAAGGAAAGAGCACCAAGAAGGGGAAGAAAGGCCCUGGUGAGAAGGGCAAAGGUGGGGUCAAGGGUGGUGGUACCGGGCGAAUCAAUGGCCACCACCAGGAGAACGGCAUGGAGAACAUGAUGCUGUUUGAGGUGGUCAAGCUGGGGAAGAGCGCCAUGCAGUCCGUCGUUGACGACUGGAUUGAGUCCUACAAGCACGACCGAGAUACAGCACUCCUCGACCUGAUCAACUUCUUCAUCCAGUGCUCAGGAUGUAAAGGUGUUGUUACUGGAGAGAUGUUCCGACACAUGCAGAACUCUGAAAUCAUCAGAAAGAUGACGGAGGAGUUUGAUGAGGACAGUGGUGACUACCCACUGACCAUGGCAGGGCCACAGUGGAAGAAAUUCAAAUCGAGUUUCUGCGAGUUCAUCGGGGUCCUGGUUCGACAGUGCCAGUACAGCAUCAUCUACGAUGAGUACAUGAUGGACACGGUCAUUUCGCUGCUGACGGGGCUGUCUGACUCCCAGGUCCGGGCCUUCCGGCACACCAGCACACUAGCAGCCAUGAAAUUGAUGACAGCCCUGGUGAAUGUGGCGCUCAACCUCAGCAUCAACAUGGACAACACACAGAGGCAGUAUGAGGCCGAGCGGAAUAAGAUCAUUGGCAAGAGAGCCAACGACCGGCUCGAGCUGCUCCUGCAGAAACGUAAAGAGCUUCAAGAAAACCAAGAUGAGAUUGAAAACAUGAUGAACGCCAUAUUCAAAGGUGUUUUUGUUCACAGAUAUCGCGAUGCAAUAGCAGAAAUCCGUGCCGUCUGCAUCGAGGAGAUCGGAGUGUGGAUGAAAAUGUACAGCGACGCAUUCCUCAACGACAGCUACCUGAAGUACGUGGGGUGGACAAUGCACGACAAGCAAGGCGAGGUGAGGCUCAAGUGCCUGACCGCUCUGCAAGGCUUGUACUACAACCGGGAGCUGAACAACAAGCUGGAGCUCUUCACCAGCCGCUUCAAGGAUCGCAUUGUGUCGAUGACACUGGACAAGGAGUAUGAUGUUGCAGUGCAAGCAAUAAAACUCCUUACUCUUGUACUACAAAGCAGCGACGAGGUGCUCACUGCUGAGGACUGCGAGAGUGUGUACCACCUGGUCUACUCGGCCCACCGGCCGGUCGCUGUCGCGGCGGGAGAAUUCCUCUUCAAAAAGCUCUUCAGCCACAGGGAUUCUGAGGAGGACACCAUGCCGAAGAGGAGGGGGAGGCAGAGUCCCAAUGCUAACCUCAUCAAGACCACUGUCUUUUUCUUUCUGGAAAGCGAGCUCCACGAGCAUGCGGCGUACUUGGUCGACAGCAUGUGGGAGUGCGCCUCGGAUCUGCUCAAGGAUUGGGAGUGCAUGAUUAGCCUGUUGCUCGACGAGCCCUUGCCGGGCGAGGAAGCACUGAGUGACCGGCAGGAGACGGCUCUCAUCGAGAUCAUGCUGUGCACCAUUCGCCAGGCUUCCGAGUGUCACCCACCCGUGGGCAGAGGAACGGGGAAGAGGGUGUUGACAGCAAAGGAAAAAAAAACCCAGCUUGAUGAUCGCACGAGAAUGACGGAGCUCUUCGCCGUGGCGUUACCUUCGCUGCUUGCCAAGUACUCUGUAGAUGCUGAGAAGGUUACCAAUCUUCUGCAGCUCCCACAGUUCUUUGAUCUGGAAAUCUACACCACAGGGCGACUAGAGAAGCACUUGGGGGCUUUGUUACGGCAAAUUGGGGAAAUAGUGGCGAAACACACGGACACCGAAGUCUUAGAGACGUGUUCCAAGACAUAUCACGCCCUGUGCAACGAGGAGUUCACCAUCUUCAACAGGGUGAACAUUGCUCGCAGCCAGCUGUUGGACGAGCAGGUGGACAAAUUCAACCGCCUGCUGGAGGACUUCUUGCAGGAGGGAGACGAACUUGACGAGGAUGAUGCCUACCAGGUCUUAUCGACACUUAAAAGGAUCACCGCUUUCCAUAAUGCACAUGACCUCUCCAAAUGGGAUCUGUUCACCAGCAACUUUAAGUUACUGAAUGCGGGCAUUGAGAACGGCGACAUGCCGGAGCAGAUUGUCAUCCACGCUUUGCAGUGCACUCAUUAUGUCAUCCUGUGGAGCUUGGCCAAGGUCUCCGAAGGCAGUUCUAAAAAGGAGGAUAUGCUCACUCUGAAGAGGCAGAUGAGGGCCUUCUGUUUGAUGUGCCAGCGCUACCUUACAAACGUGAACACGGCUGUCAAAGAGCAGGCCUUCACCAUUCUUUGCGACAUACUUCUAAUCUUCAGUCACCAGAUCGUGUCCGGAGGACGUGAAGUGCUUGAACCUCUUGUCUACUCGCCAGAACCCUCCUUGCAGUCAGAGCUGCUGAGCUUCAUCCUGGACCAUGUGUUUAUUGACCAGGAUGACGAUGGCAACAGCACAGAUGGUCAGCAAGAUGAUGAAGCGGGAAAAAUUGAAGCUUUGCAUAAAAGACGAAACCUGCUGGCAGCCUACUGUAAAUUAAUUAUUUAUAACGUGGUGGAGAUGAAAACUGGUGCGGACAUAUUUAAGCAAUACAUGAGGUAUUACAACGAUUAUGGCGAUAUCAUCAAGGAAACUAUGAGCAAAACGAGGCAGAUUGAUAAAAUCCAGUGUGCAAAAACCCUUAUCUUAAGUUUGCAACAGCUAUUCAACGAAAUGCUUUCAGACCUUGGGUACAACUUUGACCGCUCAUCCUCAGCCUUCUGCGGCAUUAAGGAGCUUGCCCGUCGCUUCUCGCUCACCUUCGGCUUGGAUCAGCUGAAGACCAGAGAAGCUAUUGCUAUGUUACACAAGGAUGGUAUCGAGUUUGCGUUCAAGGAGCCCAGUCCUCAAGGAGAAGGCCAUCCUCCUGUCAAUCUAGCAUUUCUGGACAUUUUAAGCGAGUUCUCCUCCAAGCUGAUGAGGCAGGACAAGCGGACUGUGCACAUGUACCUGGAGAGGUUCAUGACCUUCCAGAUGGCCCUGCAGCGGGAGGACUGCUGGCUCCCCCUCAUCUCCUACCGGAACUCCCUGCAGGCAGGAGGAGACGACGACACCAUGUCUGUCAUUAGUGGCAUCAGCAGCCGCGGCUCUACUGCACGCAGCAAGAAGGCCAAGCCAGCCAAUGCCAAGCGGAAACUGGCCGAAGCUGAAGAAAGCAGCAGCAGCAGUGAUGGCGUGUGGAUGAACCGGGAGCAGGCAAUGCAGACACCCGUCAUGAUGCCCUCACCCCACCUCACUUCAACUGUGAUGAGGGAUCCCAAGAGGCUACGACCUGAGGAGAGCUACAUGGGGGUGUACGGCAUGCCCCCAGAGCAGCAGCAGCCGCCACAGCCUCAGCAUGCCCAACCCCAAACCCCUCAGCCGCACCAUCCACAGACACCCAUGGACUACAACACGCAGGUCACCUGGAUGCUGGCCCAGAGGCAGGAGGAGGUCCGGCAGCAGCAGGAGCGCGCCGCCAUGAACUACGCCAAGCUCCGAAGCAACUUGCAACACGCCAUUCGCCGCAGCACUGGACUUAUGGAGGAUGACGAAGAGCCCAUCGUUGAAGAUGUGAUGAUGUCAUCUGAAGGGCGAAUUGAGGACCUCAACGAAGGCAUGGACUUUGACACCAUGGAUAUUGAUCUGCCUCCAUCAAAAAAUCGUCGGGAGCGAUCGGAGCUCAAGCCGGACUUUUUUGAUCCUGCUUCUAUCAUGGAUGAGUCUGUCCUUGGUGUUUCAAUGUUCUAAGCUAAAAUUGGAGGAUACAGGAAGACAGUUUUGUUUGUGAAAGUAAACCUCUAGAUGCUGUGCAGAUAUUCUCUGUAGAGAAUCUCUCACAUUUCAUGGACUCCAACGGCAUCCAGAGGCAGCAUUUGUUGUUCUAAAACAACUUGUUAAAACUACUAAAAUACUUGCAAUCAUUGGGUAAGCUUUCCCUGUAGUUACACAUUGGCUGACUUUUGAAAGUGGAAUAUGACUUUGUAGCCAUAUAUGAAAUCUGUUUUAAAGUGAGGGAAAUGUGAUGUGGUGUGAAGGCAUUGUUCAUUUUAUUCCUGGGAUCUCAGAAUUGUGGUGGUAUUUUCUAAAAAAGAAAAAAAAAAAAAAAAAAAA